This is a messenger RNA of Paramisgurnus dabryanus, 4190 nucleotides long. The record is from RefSeq and is a predicted model, not a curated record. NCBI's taxonomy places the organism in Eukaryota, Metazoa, Chordata, Actinopteri, Cypriniformes, Cobitidae.
UUAUUUGUCAUGUGAGCAGCCUUGAAUACUGAAGGCAGAGGAAUAGUCAGUGUCAGUCGCGCAGGACCGUUCACUGAAGUUCACUGGAUUUUCACAGCGGUAACAUAAUGACUCUACCUGUGACUUUUCUCUUGCUGAUGUUCACCUGGACCAUGUGUGCAUGGGCUGACACAGGAAGGAUAAGAGAGAAACGUGCAUGGAUCAUUGAUUCUUUUUCUAUAGAAGAAGAACACCCUGGGCCUUUUCCAUAUAAACUCGGCAAGAUUGAACUUGAUAGGAAGUAUUUAGUAAAUUUCGAGCUCUCUGGCGAGGGUGUGGAGCUAUAUCCGGAAAAUACUCUGAGAAUUGAUAGCAAAACAGGUGAAAUUGAAGUACUUGCAAAGGUGGAUUAUGAAGCUAUUGACAGCAAAAAAGCUCUAAAUCUCCAAUUUCAAGCGAAAAAUAGAUCCAAUAAUGCAGUGGACACGAGGCUCGGAGUUGAGAUCAAGAUACUGGAUGUAAAUGACCACCCCCCAAUGUUUAAACCACCAAAUUAUGAAACCACUGUGGAGGAAUCACGUCAGCAGGAUAAACGCAUUCUGGUAGUGUUGGCAUCUGAUGGCGACAACUCAAAUACCCCCAAUGGAACUUUCGAUUUUACAAUCAAAUCUGUCACGCCACAAACUGACAACGUUGAGUUUUAUCUCAAACAGUAUGGCGAUUCAGGGACUAUUUAUUUCAACGGGUGCUUGGACUACGAGAAAGCUCACAAAUACAAGAUUCUGGUUGAGGCAAAACACCGCGGAGAGAAGGUUCAGCUGUCGAGCACAAGCACAGUGACAGUCUGGAUUGAUGACAAAAACAAUCAUCUUCCAGAGUUCUCCGGCCAAACCGGCACUGGGAGGGUAAAAGAGCGAGAGACUGGCACAGAAGUUUUACGACUUCAAGUAACAGAUAAAGAUAGUUAUGGUACAGACGCCUGGAUAGCUAAAUACACAAUCCAUGGAGAUACGAAAAACAUUUUUCAAAUCGAAACAGACCCAGCUACGAACGAAGGCGUUUUAACUGUUGUUAAGCCAAUGGACUACGAGGAGCAAAAAUAUCAAAAUCUGUCCAUCAGUGUGCACAAUGAAGCUCCUUACUUCUUCUGUAAGAUUAAGAACCGCACACCGAAUGCACUGGGAAGGUGGGAACUCGAAACAUUUUUUGAAACUCCUAACAAAAUUGAUCCAAAAAGUUACAAGUCCAUUCCAGUGACCAUUAAUGUUGAAGACGUCAACGAUCCUCCGGUAUUCAUACCACCAGAAAAAAGUAUUGUGGUAGAGGAGAACUUAGAUGUAGGAAUCCAUCUGACCACCAUGACGGCCAAAGAUAUGGAUGGAGGCCACGAUAACACGUUUAAAUUUAUUGUAGGGGAAGAUCCUGCUGGAUGGGUAACCAUUCAUCCGGAGACUGGAUUAAUAUCUACAACUAAAGUUGUGGACCGAGAAUCCGAAUAUGUAAAUGGCAGCACCUAUAAAGUAAUCCUGUAUGCUGUUGAUAACGGUCAACCACCGCUGACUGGCACAGGGACUUUAUUUAUUAACCUGAUAGAUAAAAAUGAUAACGUACCAAUACUGACUGUGGAUCAUGUUAACAUAUGUCUGAACAAGGAGCCCGCAAUGGUCAACAUCACAGCUGUAGACCUGGACCUUCCUCCAUACAGCUCACCUUUCUCCUAUGAGCUUUUAGGAGACGUUGAGGGCAAAUGGAGACUUGAUCCCACCACAGGGACAACUGUAUGGCUUAUUAAAGAAAACAACGCAUAUUCAGGUCAUCACAUGAUCCAGAUGAGAAUCGCAGACCAGCAGGGAUUUUCCAACAUGCAGAAUCUGUCAGUGACUGUGUGCGACUGCUCGCUUGAUUCAAGCUGUCAUGAAAAGAUGGUGUCGACGGUUCGGAUAGGCAGUUCCGCUGUCUGGAUCGUUGUCCUUGCCAUUCUGUUCCUCAUAGCAAUGCUCUUAAUGGCACUUCUGAUGACAUGCAAGGAUGACAAAAAAAUGAUAAUAAUGGAUGAUAACUCGAGUCAUCUGCUUAAAGCCAACACUGAAACCCCAGGAUCAGACUGUGAGCUACCCAUAAAAAGACACCAUUCCACCAGAAACAGUGUAAAUUCAUAUACACAGCUGGAUGGGAUAAAAAAAAUUGCAUCCAACGACGUUCAGGCUGUCCCACAGAUACCGACGAUCUUUUACCCCGAUCAGAUGUUUGAUAGGUCAUCUAUAUACAGAAAUUCCGCAAGGCGUUCCUACAGGAGCAACAGAAAUUUUCAAAGAUCGAGUUUUAGAAGCACCAGUUCUUACAAUCAAAUGCACUGCAGCACUUCAGGCUUCACGGAAGAGCUCGCCUCUCGCAUCAACAAGAGUCUGCUUGCUGUCAAAGCCCGCGAGGAUGAGAUGACCUUUUAUGAGCCGCGCUGUUACGCAGAUGAAGGAGAAAUUAUUGGAGAUACUGAUCUGGAAGAAAUCUCAAUACCAGAGAAUGACUUUAAUCCAGAAAUGCUUAAUAAUCUGGACGGCAAGUUCAAUGGCCUGGCAACAAUUUGCAGACCCGAUUUGAUGAAAACAUGACAAUAAUAUCAGAAAGAAUAGCGGCUUUUUCUGAGUAUGAGACUGAGAACUUGAACUAAAACAGCAAUAUAGUAAAUGAUCAGGGAUAUUGGGCAUCAAAUAUGGGAUGAGGGUGUUUUUCUACUGUUAUAUGUGUCAUAAUGAAUGAUAAAGGAUUUCAUUUCCUGAAGAAAAGAAGAAUGCUUGUGAGGCAGCAAUAGAAUAAAAUGUACAGGGUUCAUGUAAUUUCUGGAAUAUCAUGAAUUUUUAAAGGUCAAUUCUAGACAUUGAAGGUCAUGGAAUUUUAUAUAUUUUUUGUCCAAGUCAUGGAAUAUCAGGGCUUUUGUUUGUCUCUCUAAUUUUUGCAUUUAUCAAAAUGUAAUCUGCUUUGUGAUGUAAGGAAUGCUGUGUCCAUCUUAACAGCCGCUUCUUGAUAUUGUUUAUUCAUUUGUUUAUGCAUUUAAAGGUGCAGUGUGUAGAUUUUAGCAGCAUCUAGCAGUGAGAUUGUUAACUGCAACCAACGGCUCAGUCCACCGUUCACCGAAACGCAUAGAGAAGCUACGUUAGCUGCAACAAGGACGAAAGCUGUCAUUUAAGAAAAAUACAGUAGUGAUAAAAUGCACUCUUUGGAGCAGUUUGUCCUUUUAGGGCUACUUUAGAAACAUGGCAGCACAAAAUGGCGACUACCAUGUAAGGGGACCCGCGGUGUAUGUAGAUUAAAAACAUCUCAUUCUUAGGUAAUAAACACAUAACAGUUCCUUAUGUAAGGUCUUUAUACACCACUCAUAAUAUAGUUAUUUAGAUUAUAUUGCAUUUCUGUCAAGAAAUCCUUCUAAAUGUUACACACUGCACCUUUAAGCUAAAUGUUUUAUAAACGUAUGGUGUACAAGGCUCACGGCAUCUCAAAAAUAGGUCAUGAAAAUUCAGCUUUUUAGUCAGCGAAAAGUCAGGGAAUUUGGCCUAGAGAGGAAACCCUGGAUUUAAGUCUUUGCAUUUAUGUAUUUGGCUUUUAUCCAGAACGACUUGCAGUGGAUUUGAAAGCAUACAUUAUAUCCGUAUGGUAUGUGUGUUCCCUGGGAAUCUUCAUGCACAUUUUGAAAAAUUCUUGGCAUAUAGAUGAACUCUGCCUGUCAAAGUGCAUUUGAUUUAAAUUAAUUGUAAGUUUGCUUUGAACAUGAAUGUACAUUUGCAAUUGAACAGACAAACACCUAUAGGGUGUGGUUUGGGUAUAUUUGUCUCUGUAUUUAAGGUUGGGGCUUUUAAAGAAUCCUUAAUGAAAAUGGUGUCAAAAUAGUGCUGCCUUGCAAGCAUCAGAGAUAUUUGAUGAAAACCCCACUGAAAGUAUGUGAGAUUACAGUACUAUGGUUUAAAGGUGUUUAUAAGAGACACCUGUUUGGGUUGUUUCUUAUCACAACAUUAAGGUGCAUGUGACAUAUCUGGGUCUGUUGUUGCCUUGGGGCAGUGAUGAAACAUAAACACUGUUAUUAUCAGGCUUUUGUGUGUUUUUUUUUUUUUGUUGAACUACUACUGUGAUGAUGUUGCACUGUGAGUGUUUUAGUAUUAUUUGUGUAUUUUUGGGACAGUUGAUCAGAUGACAGUAAUAAAGUGCAGUAUUCACUUUAA